Molecule: messenger RNA, 258 nt
Organism: Aaosphaeria arxii CBS 175.79
Lineage: Eukaryota; Fungi; Ascomycota; Dothideomycetes; Pleosporales
Exons: 2
Coding region: 1-258 (85 amino acids)
Source: RefSeq, a predicted model, not a curated record
AUGCUUGCAUUGAAGAACAACUGCAAGCAUCCAAGUACUGGAAGACCAUACAUCCAGUCCAUCGCCGGCGGAAAAGACAUCUCAAUCGAGAACCUACAGAAUGGCAUAAGCCAUGCCUUCAUUGUUCAGUUCUACUCCAAUGAGGACAGAAAUUAUUAUGUGGACCACGAUCCCGAGCAUCAAAAGUUCAAAGAUUCGGUCAAGGAGAUUGUAGAGAAAGCUCAGGUCAUAGAUUUCCAGGAUGGUGUUUUCACAUGA